Molecule: messenger RNA, 1270 nt
Organism: Trachemys scripta elegans
Lineage: Eukaryota; Metazoa; Chordata; Testudines; Emydidae
Product: E3 ubiquitin-protein ligase TRIM7-like
Exons: 6
Coding region: 42-905 (287 amino acids)
Molecular function (GO): protein binding
Source: RefSeq, a predicted model, not a curated record
AAAUCCAGACCCAUUUGAAGGCUCUGCGGGAAGAGAGAGAAAUGCUGCUGGGAUUUAAAGUGGCUAGAGAGGGGGAAAGCCAGGAAUAUCUGAAACAAAUACAAACCGAGAGGCAGAAGAUUGUGUCUGAAUUUCAGAAAUUGCGGCGGUUCCUGGAGGAAAAAGAGCGACUCCUGCUAGCCCAGCUGGAGAAGCUGGACGAGGAGAUUGUGAGGAUCCAGAAUGAAAAUGUCAGUAAACUCUCCAAGCAGAUUUCCCAUCUCAGUGAGCUGAUCAGUGAGAUGGAGGGGAAGUGUCAGAAGCCAGCAAGUGAAUUCCUGCAGGAUGUCAGAAGCACCUUGAGCAGGUGGGAGAAGGGGAAGUUCCAGGAGCCAGAGGAGGUUUCUCCUGAGCUGGAAGAACAAGUCAAUGAUUUCUCCCAGAAAACGAUUGUGCUCUUGGAGGCUCUGAGGAAGUUCAAAGACACUCUGCCAUCUGCACUGGAGAGAAAAAGAGGACAACCACUAGGAGCACACAGACAGGCGAAUGUGACUCUGGAUCCAGACACGGCUCAUCCCAAACUCAUCCUGUCUGAGGAUCGGAAAAGUGUGAGAUGUGGAGACACACGGCAGGAUCUGCCCAACUACCCUGAGAGAUUUUACACUGAUCCCUGUGUGCUGGGCUGUGAGGGAUUCACCUCAGGGAAUCAUUGCUGGGAGGUGGAGGUGAAGGGUGAGGGAGGCUGGGCUGUGGGGGUGGCCAGAGAGUCUGUGAGGAGGAAUGGACGGAUCAGCUGUAGCCCUGAGGGGGGGAUCUGGGCUGUGGAGUGCUGGUGGGGGGAUCAGUUCCGGGCUCUCACUUCCCCUGGUGACCCCCCUGCCCCUGAGCCGGGCCCCCAGCAGGAUCCGGGUUUGUCUGGACUGUGACCGGGGGCAGGUGACAUUUAUCGGUGCUGGUGACCAGGCCCCGAUCUUCACUUUCCCGCUGGGGUCUGUUCCCGGGGAGAGAAUCCGACCCUGGCUCCAGGUGUGGAACACAGACACCCGGCUCAGACUGUGUCCCUGAGACAUGCAGGGGAGGGGCGGGGGAAUAGCUCACUGGGAGCCUUGAGAUCAGCUUCUCUAGCCUCACACACCCUAGUCUCUAUGACCUCUCCCAGUGGACUUUCUAUCAUGCUGUCUCUAUGACCCAGGAGGUUGCUUCCGGUCUCAACUCUGCACUGUCUGGACAUGGGGUGGGCAAACUUUUUGGCCUGAGGGCCACAUUGGAGUUGUAAAACUAUGGAGGGCCA